Musca vetustissima is the source of this 868-nucleotide messenger RNA. RefSeq names its product adenosine receptor A2a-like. The annotation marks the transcript as partial. NCBI's taxonomy places the organism in Eukaryota, Metazoa, Arthropoda, Insecta, Diptera, Muscidae. The transcript is spliced from 2 exons. Gene Ontology annotation, biological process: adenylate cyclase-activating G protein-coupled receptor signaling pathway; G protein-coupled adenosine receptor signaling pathway. The record is from RefSeq and is a predicted model, not a curated record. Gene Ontology annotation, molecular function: G protein-coupled receptor activity. Gene Ontology annotation, cellular component: membrane.
UAAUAAUAUCGAUGUGCUGGUUGGCUGGAGCCAUUGUCGGUUUCCUGCCCCUCUUCGGGUGGCAUGCAGCGGUGGAUACCAACCAAGCCUGUCUCUUUGUUGAGGUAAUGGAUUACAAUUAUUUGGUGUUCCUGUAUUUUGCAACCAUAAUUACACCCGCUCUGCUGAUGAUGGCAUUCUAUGCCCAUAUCUAUAAGGUUAUCAUCAAGCAGGUACGACAAAUUGUCACAAUGAAUCCAAUGGGUGAUACCAGUCGGCGGAGCUCUACUGCUCAGAUACAUAACAACAAUGGCAGCAGUAUUACUGGUCGUGGUCCAUGUCAUGGUGGUACUAUGCUGCGUGUGCUGGGAGCAGCACGGAAGCGGGAUGUUAAGGCCACUCAGAAUCUUUCGAUUAUUGUAUUGUUCUUCAUGAUCUGUUGGAUUCCGCUGUAUACAAUAAAUUGUAUACAGGCAUUUUGUCCGACAUGUUCGAUACAUCCCAAAUUGACGCUGUUCUGUAUAAUCUUGUCACAUUUGAAUUCGGCUGUAAAUCCAAUUUUAUAUGCCUAUCAUUUAAAGGAUUUCCGAUUGGCAAUGAAAAAUCUGAUAUUACGAGUUAUGGGUAUUGAGGUGGAGGUGACAUUGGAUGCCCAACAUCGCUACUCAUUGGCCUCACAACAUCGUCUACAAUCGAUGGAUGUUAGCUCGAGAAAUAAUGUUCAGACAAGGAUCUAUAUAGAUUCCCCGAUUUGGUUGCGGCAACAGCAACAAUCCUUGAAAAAUUCCCAAUUGGUGGCUAAAUGUGGUGUAGUAACACCUUGCCUGAAUAAUAUCCACCAAACUGUGGCCGCUGUGGCCUCAGUUACUACGGAUAUCGAACGUGAUAU